AUGUCGCUCAAUGUCUCCAAGAAUCCUUCCUGGGGCGACCAAUUCAAGAACACCAAUCAGCGCGGCUUCAAAUUCCAAGUCAUUAUCUCGGUUGCUUUUGGUUUGAGCGCUUUCUUCGCAUUCUGUCUGUUGCGCCCGAGAUGGACAAGCCUAUAUCAUGCUCGCAAGAAACAGUCCAACGCUGCCUCACGGUUACCGGAGCUACCCAAGACCUUGUUUGGCUGGAUCCCUGUCAUUUACAGUAUAUCACAAGAGGAGGUUCUUGCUUCUGCCGGCCUUGACGCCUUUGCCUUCCUUGCCUUUUUCCGCUAUGCCAUUAAAUACUUGUCUGUCACUCUCUUCUUUUCCCUCACCAUAAUCCUCCCAGUCAACUACAGGUAUACCGGUCAGUUCACGCCCCUUGUUCCUCCCUCGAAUUCAACCGAUGGCUCCGACCCUGAGCUCUACAAUUUCUUCGCUGGAAAUGAGACGAAGCCCCAGAAACCACACCUCGAGAAGGAUGACAGCUACCUCUGGAUGUAUGUCGUCUUUGUCUACUUUUUUACGGGCUUAGCGAUCUACCUCUUGGUUGCGGAGACCCAAAACCUCAUCCGAAUUAGACAGGCCUAUCUUGGUACUCAGUCCACAAUCACUGACCGGACUAUACGCCUUUCUGGCAUACCAACGAACAUGAGAUCGGAAGCGGCCAUUACCAAGGUUGUGGAGGAUUUGCAGAUAGGAAAAGUUGACAGUGUUAUGCUUUGCCGGAACUGGCAUGAGCUUGAUAGCAUUAUGGCCAGACGCAUGCAGUGUUUGCGCAAACUUGAAGAGGCUUGGACAUCCUACUUUGGGCACCACCACUCACUUCGUCACAACCGUUCGAAUCAUCGACCCCAAGACUCUAUCGGGGACGGUGAAGACGCAGAUGCUCUCCUGUCAAGGUCCGAAAUGGAAGAAGCACAUGCUACACCUGCGGAUCGUCCUCGUCCCACCAUCACAAUUCGUUAUGGCCCACUCAGGAUAUACUCCAAAAGAAUUGAUGCCAUUGACUAUCACGAAGAGAGGAUGAGAAUGUUUGACGAGAGGAUAUACGCACUACGGAACUCCGAUUUUCAACCAACCCCACUGGCAUUCGUUACGAUGAAGUCAACUCAAGCCGCUCAAAUGGCUGUUCAGGCAAUCCUCGACCCUAAGCCCGGCCAGCUAUUGACUUCGCUCGCACCGCCACCGGCCGACGUUGUCUGGAAGAACACCUAUCUCUCGCGUAAUCAUCGAAUGCUGCGCUCGUGGGGUAUCAUGGUUUUCAUAGGUCUGUUGACCAUCUUCUGGGCCGUUCUUGUUGCCCCACUUGCUGGUUUGCUCAGUAUUGAGGUCAUUGAUCAAGUUCUUCCUGGAUUGGCGGAAGCUUUGGAACACCAUGAAAUCCUUCGGUCACUUGUUCAGACUGGCCUGCCAACUUUGUUGUUCUCGCUCUUGUCCCUGGCUGUUCCCUAUUUAUACGACUGGCUGUCUAACCUUCAGGGGAUGACAUCCCAAGGCGAUGUUGAAAUGUCGGUCAUCUCGAAGAAUUUCUUCUUCACUUUUUUCAACCUCUUCAUUGUCUUCACGAUUUGGGGUUCGGCCUCAACAUUCUUCGAGUUCUGGCAGGAUCUUCGAGAUAUCUUACGAGACACUGCAGGUAUCAUGUAUGCAGUGGCAAAGGCCUUGGAGCAAUUGUCACCCUUCUAUGUCAACCUCAUUGUCCUCCAGGGCUUUGGGCUAUUCCCCUUCAGGCUCCUAGAGUUUGGUGCAGUGGCCUUGUAUCCUUUCUACCUGAUUAGCGCCAAGACUCCUCGCGAUUACUACGAACUUGCGAAACCACCAAUCUUCAGCUACGGCUUUUACCUACCUCAGACUAUGUUGAUCUUCAUCAUUUGUAUUGUCUACAGCGUUCUUCCUGCAUCUUGGAUGAUCACCAUGUUCGGCUUGGUAUACUUUUUGAUUGGUGGUUUCAUCCACAAAUACCAAUUACUGUAUGCCAUGGAACAUCGCCAACACUCAACUGGCAGGGCAUGGCCUAUGAUCUGUGAUCGAAUCAUCACCGGCCUGGUUCUUUUCCAAGUUGCGAUGACAGGGAUUUUGGCUCUUCGAGGCGCAUUAACAGCAUCAAUUUUCAUUGCACCUGUUCUUUUUAGCACAGUUUGGUUUACAGUCUACUUCCACCACACAUACGUCCCUCUUAUGCGCUUCAUUGCUCUUCGCAGCAUUGACAAAGAUGCCAUGCCUGAACUGACAACACCGUCAGAAUCGUCUUGGGAUAGAGAUACUGAUCAUGGUCUGCACGUCGAUACGGAUGCGACGACCGGUCUCCGGUACAUCAACCCCAAUUUGGUUUCCCCAUUGGAAACUCUUUGGAUACGGAAACCCGGUCAUGGGCGUCCGAUACCCGAGGCGUGA
Exophiala aquamarina CBS 119918 is the source of this 2415-nucleotide messenger RNA. RefSeq lists its product as uncharacterized. NCBI's taxonomy places the organism in Eukaryota, Fungi, Ascomycota, Eurotiomycetes, Chaetothyriales, Herpotrichiellaceae. The record is from RefSeq and is a predicted model, not a curated record. Gene Ontology annotation, cellular component: plasma membrane. The coding region runs from base 1 to 2415 and encodes 804 amino acids. Gene Ontology annotation, molecular function: calcium-activated cation channel activity. The transcript is spliced from 2 exons.